AUGAGGCGCAUAUGCGUGUUAAAGACUGCAUUGGAUUUGGCAGCUGCACCGCUGUGCAUUGAGUCGGGGGUGUCGGGCAAGCUAAAUGGGGGCUGGGUAGCGUUCAGCGUAUAUUGCGACGCAGCAAGUGCGGAUGAAUGCAAGAUGAGGCGCAUAUGCGUGUUGAGCACUGCAUUGGAUUUGGCCGCUGCAACGCUGUGGAAUGAGAAGGGCCUGAAGUGGUAUGUUGGGCGUUGGUUAGAAGGAUUUGAGUGGACGAUUUUUGUUGGAGUGGAUAUGUUAGCAUACAUAGGGGAAGGGCUGCUAAUGUUGGAGGAAGGUCAGCGGUUGUGGAGUGCGGAUGAAUGGAAGAUGAGGCGCGUAUGCGUGUUGAACACUGCAUUGGAUUUGGCCGCUGCAGCGCUGUGGAAUGAGUGGGAGAUGGGGGGGAAGCUAAAUGGCGGCUUUCUAGCGUUAAGCGUAUAUUGCCACGCAGCUGGUGCGGAUGAAGGGAAGGAGAGGCGACUAUGCGUGUUGAAGACUGCAUUGGAUUUGGCAGGUGCAUCGCUGUGCGUUUAG
This is a messenger RNA of Eimeria acervulina, 558 nucleotides long. RefSeq lists its product as hypothetical. The record is from RefSeq and is a predicted model, not a curated record. Lineage: Eukaryota; Apicomplexa; Conoidasida; Eucoccidiorida; Eimeriidae. The transcript is spliced from 5 exons. Bases 1 to 558 code for a protein of 185 amino acids.